AUGAGCCAAGAAUACUGGAACCGUGCUUCUCCAGCGAGGGGAGCCGACAGUCAUGGGAGGAAGCCGAACAAGGUCAUACCAGUUCCUCUCGAGUACCGGCGCAAAACUCUCGCAAGAGAACGCGAUGUGUUUGUCCGGGAUCUAGAAGUCAAAACAGGCUGUGAAGUGGAGCUUCAUUGGGACCAGGGCAGAAUUACGCAGUUCGACCUCUUUGGCUCUGGCGCAGGCGUAGAAAAAGCUGUCCGCCACAUCAAUCAGUGGAUAUCCAACGCCCACGUCAAGUCAAGGGAGGCAGCGUCUUGGGCGAAAACGCCUGCUUUUGAUGCUAACAAGUGGUACUACGAGGAAAUUGAAGCGAUGGAGCUUGAGCACAAGCAAAAGUUCAAAGGCCCCGUUCCAGAUGCUUCUGAAGACGCGCGCCAACUUCUCAGGGCCACUGUGGACUGGCCGGAGGACCUUAGCAUUCAGUCUAUCACCCCUCGAGAUGUCUUCGGAAACAAGCUCGAAGCCUUGGACGACGCCAUUAGGCUGCAAGAUGAAGUCUUCGUCACUCUCUUGCCAUCUCGAGGGGGUCUUUGGCAGAUUGAGAUAUGUGGGUAUGACGACAUCAAUGUGGACAAAGCAGAAAUGCGUCUUCGGACAAUGAUAGAGAAGACGCGCAUAGAUGUGAACAACAUUCGGCCUGUACUCAACAUAAUCCUUGACGAAAAAGAGGGAAUCGACAUUGUACUACAAGAAGCUGAGCCAUGGUGGCCUGACCGUACUAACGCAAUCGUCCCACGCCUGCUUUCCCAUCCUAUGAUGGAUACACCAGGAGACUUCCGUCAAGAAGGAAUGUACUUCUCAGACUUGUCGAAGAUCCAGGACACCAUCAAGCUAGCCCUCGAGACUGUUCGACACAAGAAGGGAGCAUACGACUUUGUCGUACGCCUAGGAUGCCUUGCGCUGAACUCCACGAAAAUAGGCGGUAACGCUACUGAGACAAGGUUCCGCAAAGAGCAGUUUCUCAAGGACGUCAACGACAGAGUGGAUCUAAAUGUGAAGAAAUGGCUCGCUCAUCAUGAGCUUGGUAGUCAGAUUCUUCGUCGACUUAUCGCGGAAGACAAAUUUCUAGAACCCACGAAGUCAAGUGCUUACUAUGGCUAUACUCCCAAAACCCUGAAGGAGACUCUCCCAGUGUUCCGAGGAACAUGGGUUUUCCGCGAUCCGAAUAGACCAGGCUCCACCAGCAACACUGCACCAGCUCCCUCCGGCCCUCUCUAUGUCGUUCAAGUUGACUGGACUGACAACGAGGAUGGCAUGUACGAAAAGACAGAUUCGAGGUUCUACAAGCUGGAGGACGGCAAAUCUAGUCCCAACAAAAACAUGGACAUCAACCUUCUGGAACUUGGAGAGAGCAGAGGAUGGCAAUUCGCUUUGGAAUCCUUGAUAGGUCCACUGGCUCCAAAGAUCGUCUCACCUGUCCUAACUGGCUUUGCCCAGCGCGUGACGAUGAAGCAGAACUACGAUCCAUCUUCCGCGGAGGUCUUUGCUCAAUGGGACGCGUCAAUGCCAACGAUCAAGAGGAGUCUGAUGACCGGCCGUCUCGAUAAAGUCUACUCAUUCGGCAUCCAGAAGACUUGCUACAAGGCCGAGCUCACUGCCAUGUGGUAUCCGAGCCGAAAGUUGCCAGUAUGGGGUCUUGCUGUCCGCCACACCGAGUGGGCGAUUCAUCUCGCCGAGUUGGAGCGCCUGCCUGUUGGUCAUCAAGCUGAGUGGGGCAAUAUCGUUGCCGCCUUUUUACCUGAUGAUGGCCAGAUGUCAUGCGCUACAGGAGAUGGGGACGCUGAGUUUGGUAUGACGGAUCUGACGCUGGACGAUGAUGCCAAAGCACCACCUCGAGAUGGGAUCCGGUUGUUAACAGACAAGCUGAUGCAACUUUCGGAUAUUGUCAGUUCGGUUGUUGCUUCCAGUGAUGGAGGAGUCAACGUUUGA
Messenger RNA from Dothidotthia symphoricarpi CBS 119687, 1974 nucleotides. RefSeq lists its product as uncharacterized. Bases 1 to 1974 code for a protein of 657 amino acids. NCBI's taxonomy places the organism in Eukaryota, Fungi, Ascomycota, Dothideomycetes, Pleosporales, Dothidotthiaceae. The record is from RefSeq and is a predicted model, not a curated record. The transcript is spliced from 5 exons.